Molecule: messenger RNA, 2523 nt
Organism: Puccinia graminis f. sp. tritici CRL 75-36-700-3
Lineage: Eukaryota; Fungi; Basidiomycota; Pucciniomycetes; Pucciniales; Pucciniaceae
Product: 6-phosphofructokinase
Exons: 11
Coding region: 1-2523 (840 amino acids)
Biological process (GO): fructose 6-phosphate metabolic process; fructose 1,6-bisphosphate metabolic process; canonical glycolysis
Cellular component (GO): 6-phosphofructokinase complex; cytoplasm; mitochondrion
Molecular function (GO): 6-phosphofructokinase activity; AMP binding; monosaccharide binding
Source: RefSeq, a predicted model, not a curated record
AUGAUCAAAAUCGCUGUACUCACCUCGGGUGGCGAUAGUGCCGGGAUGAAUGCAGCAGUCAGAAGCGUAGUAAGAACUGGAAUCUCAAAAUCGUGCGAAGUGUAUGUGGUUCGAGAGGGAUACGAAGGACUAGUCCGAGGGAACGAAGCCCACCCCGAAAAGCACAAGGCGGACACCCUGAUGAUCCCAGAAAUCCACAGCAACACUCGUCCGCAAUGGCUCAAGACCUCCGAUCGACCGCUGUCCACUAACUUCAUCUCCACCUACUUCGGCGCCGAAUCCCUCAAACAUGGCGAGGCUGACAGCGAACUCAGAGGGCAACAUAUCAUCAGGGUCGGGUGGGAUGAUGUCGGUCCGUUCCUAAGUGAGGGUGGUACCUUAAUCGGAACCCAACGAUCUCAAAGCUUUCGGCAACUUGAAGGCCGCAGAAAAGCCGCGCACAACUUAAUCAUUCACGGGAUCAAUGCGCUCGUAGUAUGUGGAGGAGAUGGCUCCUUGACCGGUGCGGAUAAGCUUCGAGCGGAAUGGCCCGAACAUGUGAAUGCGUUACUUGCCUCAAAUGAGAUCACAGCCGAACAAGCCCAAACAUACCACCACUUGAUCAUCGUAGGAUUGGUGGGCUCGAUCGACAACGACAUGGCGAUGACGGAUGUGACGAUCGGCGCGCCCACGGCGCUCCAUCGGAUCUGCGAGUCCAUCGACAACAUCUCCUCCACCGCCUCCUCGCAUUCCAGAGCCUUCGUCGUCGAAGUCAUGGGGCGCAAUUGUGGAUGGUUGGCCUUGAUGGCUGGAAUGAGCUCCGGUGCAGAUUAUGUUUUCAUCCCUGAAAAACCACCGGCAUAUGAUGAUUGGGAACAUGAGCUAUGUGAAGCCUUACGGAGACAUCGAGAGAUGGGGAAACGGAAGAGCAUCGUGAUAGUAGCAGAAGGAGCGAUCGACAAGAACCUACAGCCGAUCAAGGCGGACUACAUUGCCUCGAUCCUGACGGACCGGUUGAAGCUAGACACCCGAGUGACCACCUUGGGUCACACCCAACGAGGGGGGAAGCCGUGCGCAUAUGACCGCAUCCUCGCGACCCUUCAGGGGAUCGAGGCCGUCGAGGCCGUCCUCGAAUUGUCCCGCAAUCCGGAGGGCGAAAGCCCGUUGAUCGGCUUGCGCGAAAACCAAAUCAUUCGGGUCCCACUCAUGAAAGCCGUCGAAACCACUCAAGCCUUGGCUAAAGCGAUCGCCAAUAAGGAUUUCAAACAUGCGAUGAGUCUCAGAGAUACGGUAUAUCAAACCAGUUUCGAUGCAUUUGCGGCGACCACUCGGCUUGAUACGCGGAUCAAACUGCCAGAUUCUCAGCAGAUGCGGAUCGGGAUAAUCCAUAUUGGUGCACCAGCAGGCGGGAUGAAUGCGGCGACCCGGACGGCGGUGCGAUAUUGCUUAACCCGGGGACACACGCCGCUGGCGAUUUUCAACAGCUGGACGGGGCUGAUGGACGGGCAUGUGGAGGAGCUGGGGUGGCUGCGGGUGGACCAAUGGACGACCCGUGGCGGGUCCGAGCUGGGCACCAAUCGGGUCCUGCCCUCUGCUGACAACAUCGACGAAAUCGUCGCCCGGAUUAAGAUGUUUAAGCUCGAUGGUCUCCUCCUCAUCGGUGGAUUCGAGGUGCUGAAGAGCCUCCAAUUCUUGGACUCCGUCAAGAGUCAAUACACUGAAUUGGAUAUCCCCAUGGUCCAUUUACCCGCUACGAUCAGUAAUAAUGUUCCGUUGACUGAAUGGAGUUUGGGGAGUGAUACAAGUAUCAACGUCUUAGUGGAAGCGUGUGAUGCGAUCCGACAAAGUGCCUCAGCCAGUCGUAGUCGAGUGUUUGUUGUUGAGACUCAAGGCGGAGAAUGUGGUUAUAUUGCCAUGCUAGGGGCCUUAGCAACAGGGGCAGCGGUAGUUCAUACGCCGGAGAUCCCGAUCGGCUUGGAGCAGAUCACGAAAGAUGUGCAGUUCUUGAAGCGACGAUUCCUUGCGGACCGGAAGGGGAAGUCACUGGGCCGACUAUUGAUCCGGUCGGACAAGGCGUCGAAGACGUACACGAACGAGGUGAUGACGCGGAUCCUGAAUGAGGAGGGGCGGGGUUUGUUUGAUGCGCGCCAGGUGAGUCUGGGGCACACCUUACAGGGAGCGAUCCCUUCUCCUCGGGACCGGACCCGGGCAGUGGCCCUGUCGAUCCAAUGCAUCGCCUUCCUCGAGCGCCAUUCGACCAAGGUCGAUCCUAGCGAACAUCGUACCCCGCCUGCUUCGGCAUCAGUCCUCAAUCGCAAUACUUCUCUGCCUAAGGUCGAGCCGAUCAAUCAGGACGACGAGAAUAUGUGGGGCACUAUCGUGAUCACGGGCAGUCUUAUCAGGAUCGCUAACCUCCAGGAGAUGAUCGAGAAUGCCGACUUUGUCAAUCGUAGAGCGCUCAAGCCUUGGUGGGCUGAUUUCAAAAACCUCGUCGAAAUCAUGGCGGGUAAAAAACAGGAUGAGAUCUGUAAUAUCCAGGCUUGA